Molecule: messenger RNA, 1463 nt
Organism: Triticum aestivum (bread wheat)
Lineage: Eukaryota; Viridiplantae; Streptophyta; Magnoliopsida; Poales; Poaceae
Exons: 2
Coding region: 157-1122 (321 amino acids)
Source: RefSeq, a predicted model, not a curated record
UAUUGUGCACAGAAGAUCCCACUGAAAGUGCCUUGCUUUGUUGACUUUUGUUCUCACUCCCAGCCACACACACGAGCCAUCACAUUCUUUUCUUUCUCAUUCCUGAAGCGUCUCGCUGUCUCUCCUUCUCUGUUCUUCCAAGACCAAGGAGGAAAGAUGAGGAAAUUCCCCAAGAACCGCUCCUUAAUUCUCUCUUUCUGCGUUUGGAGCACAUCAGGAAGCACUCAUCCAGGUAAAAGGUCACAGAUCUGUCACUUUGUUCUUCUUAUUUGUAUUAUCUAUUUGUGGAUCUGGUAUUUUAUUAGAACCGUGAUUAAUCUCUGUAGGAUACUCAUGGCUAAAAAUAAAAUGAAGACUAUGGAUUCUUUCUAUAAGAAGAAAAUUAGACUUGAUGAGGCAUUGGUUUCAGAUGUUUCUUGUCCUGAUUUGGAAGAAGCAGAGGGAGGGGGAGGGGGAGAGGAGCAGGAAGAAGAAAAAGAAGAAGAUGGAGGGGAGGAGGAGCAACCUGUUGAGGAGGAGGAAGAAGAAGAGGCUCCACUUAUAAUUAAUAGGGUCAAUGAUGGUAGUGGUGUUCUGGUAGUGGAAAGAGACCCAGGGCUGCGUUGCCAACUUUGGGAUCGUCCUGUCAAUGACCAAGAGAAAGCAAGAAAAGCGUAUGUGAAGUGUGGAGCAUAUCACUUUAAAAAGGAAAUAUACCCUCCUACUGGUCCAGAAAGCCACCCACGCAUGUUUCAAUAUCAUUGGUUCAAGGCAUUUCCUUGGUUAGAAUACUCACCUACAGAAAAUGCAGUCUUUUGCUUUCUAUGUUUUCUAUUUUCUAAGAAGCCACUUGGGAAAGUUGGAUCAGAUGUGUUCACUGUGAAAGGGUUCAAGAAUUGGAGAAAGGUUAACAAUGGAAAGAAUUGUGCUUUCUUAACUCAUAUGGGAAAUAGUUGUAACUCUGCUCACAACUAUGCGGCCAAAUGUUAUGACAAUUUGAAGAAUCAACAAUGCCAUAUUGAACAACUAAUGGAGAGACAAACAACAGAAGAUAUAAGAGCAAACAGGCUGAGGCUUGGGGCAACAAUUGAUACAUUGCGGUGGCUAGCAUUUCAAGCCUGCCCUUUCCAAGGACUCAUUUAGUUCAUUGAACAUUGAUGAUGUUAAUUCGAUUUGUUCUCACUUUUCCUGUCUCAACCGCAACAACCGAACGUGCAUUUUCGGCAAUGAAAGUUGUUAAAACAAGACUCCGAAAUAAAAUGGAAGACAUGUUUCUAAGAGAUUGCUUGUUGAUCUACAUCGAGAAAGAGAUUGCAGUAGGAUUCUCAACUGAUGCAAUUAUUGAUGAAUUCAAUACAACGGACCGUCGCGUGGACUUCGAGUGAUAACUGUUAGUUCAUCAACGUCUAAUUGUACAUUUUGCUUCCAACCUAUUGAUGUAUAGAGAUAUGCCUAUGUUAUGAACACUUGGUUGGUUAUAUACU